AUGCCAGGUGUAUCAGUUAGGUAUGUCAGUGGAGGUCAAUAGACGCCAUUAAUAGUGCAUUUUUUUUGCCAAUCCAGGGAAACUCGUGGAAUGAUAUAAGUCUGUCGUGGUGGACGGAAAGAGCUCGGGGGAAUGGGUGAAACCACCCGCAGCUCUUGUGCAAAACUCAACCUCAAUUGAAUCAGUCUUGAAUUCAAGUUGAUUUUUUUUUUGUUUUGUUAGCCCCCUCCCCGUGUUGUGCUCAACAUGGUUUAUAUCAUUUUUUGCCUGUUGCUGGAAGAAUUCAUAAAAAUUGCUUUGCAUUACUAACAGGUUUCUUUUUUCUUUCAACAGAGACGUUGACGCUCAAGAAUUCAUCAACGCUUACGCACAAUUCUUGCAAAGACAAGGUAAGUUGGAAGUUCCAGGUUACGUUGAUCUCGUCAAGACCUCGGCCGGUAACGAAUUGCCACCACAAGAAGCCGAAACUUGGUUCUACAAGAGAGCUGCUUCCAUUGCCAGACACAUCUACUUGAGAAAACACGUUGGUGUUGGUGCUUUGAACAAAUUGUACGGUGGUGCUAAGAACAGAGGUUUCAGACCACACAAGCACGUUGACGCUUCAGGUUCCAUCAACAGAAAAUGUGUUCAAGCUUUGCAACAAAUUGGUGUUUUGGAAAUCUCCGAAAAGGGUGGUAGAAAGAUCUCAGAAAACGGCCAAAGAGAUUUGGACCGUAUUGCUGCUCAAACUUUAGAAGACGACGAGUAA
Lodderomyces beijingensis is the source of this 748-nucleotide messenger RNA. The record is from the annotation of a GenBank genome assembly. NCBI's taxonomy places the organism in Eukaryota, Fungi, Ascomycota, Pichiomycetes, Serinales, Debaryomycetaceae.